AUGAUCGAUUGUGGUUGGGGGAGUGUUGAGAAAAUGUCACGUGAAUCAAUGGCUCUUACUGGUGAUGAGAUAAUCGGCAAUACUCCACUUCUAAAAUUGAACAAAAUCACCAAAGGACUAGACGCUACUAUUGCGGUAAAACUCGAGUAUAUGAAUCCAGCUGGAUCCGUAAAGGACCGCAUUGCUUUCAAUAUGAUUGAAACGGCCGAGAAAGAGGGGAAAAUAACUCCCGGCAAGUCGGUUCUGAUCGAACCAACCAGCGGAAAUACGGGUAUAGCGCUGGCGUAUUGCGCUGUUAUCAAAGGCUACAAGUUGAUCCUGGUCAUGCCAUCUACGAUGAGUAUCGAGCGGCGAGCACUACUUAAAGCCUACGGUGCUGAGAUGAGUUUUCCAAAACCUCUGGGAUCUGUUGUGCUCACUGAUCCUGAAAUGACGUUGGAGCAAGUCAUUGAGCGGGCAAAGGAACUAGCAGCGGCGAUACCAAACUCUUAUAUUUUAGAUCAGUUUUCCAAUCCAUCUAAUCCAGCAGCUCACUAUCGUACCACUGGACCAGAAAUCUGGAAACAGACAAAUGGAAAGAUCGACAUCGUUUGCUUCGGUGUGGGUACGGGAGGUACCUUGACUGGUGUAGGACGAUAUCUCAAGGAGAAGAACCCAAAUAUUCAGGUUUAUGCAGUGGAACCAUUCGAAUCAUCGGUCCUUAAUGGGCUACCAGGUGGUCAUCAUAAGAUACAAGGCAUCGGUGCUGGAAUGAUCCCAGAAGUGCUCGAUCGUUCUUUGUUCACUGAAGCUGUGCGCGUACACUCUGAUGAUGCUAUUGCUAUGGCGAAGAGGCUAGCCAAGGAAGAGGCGAUCCUUGGUGGAAUAUCGUCCGGCGCAAAUGUUUGCGCGGCGAUCGAGCUUGCAAAACGCCCAGAAAAUAAAGGAAAGCUAAUAGUCACAACUAUUAAUAGUUUUGGAGAACGUUACCUAUCCACUGUUUUAUAUGCGGAUAUACGUGAAAAAGCGGCAGCUAUGGACCAAAUGUCACUUGAGGAAUCCAUAACGGUGGCGAAAACGUUCCUCGGAAAUUAG
Molecule: messenger RNA, 1074 nt
Organism: Necator americanus (New World hookworm)
Lineage: Eukaryota; Metazoa; Nematoda; Chromadorea; Rhabditida; Ancylostomatidae
Exons: 11
Coding region: 1-1074 (357 amino acids)
Cellular component (GO): cytoplasm
Molecular function (GO): cysteine synthase activity
Source: RefSeq, a predicted model, not a curated record